UCGGUGUCUCGGGUGCGCGGAGCCCAGCGCGGGAGAUGGGUCCUCUGCGGGCGCUGGCGGGCUGAGGAGGGACCGCCUUCGCUGAGCGGCGCCGGCGAGAACGGGGGUGCAUUUGCGGUCCGGACCUGCCGCUGGAUGUCGGUCCCGGAGGAGGAGGGGGCGCGGCCGCCGCUCGCGCAGCGAUGGCCGCGGGCCAGCAAGUUCCUCCUGUCGGGCUGCGCGGCCACCGUGGCCGAGCUAGCAACCUUUCCCCUGGAUCUCACAAAAACUCGACUCCAAAUGCAAGGAGAAGCUGCCCUUGCUCGACUCGGAGAGAGUGUGCGACAACCUGCCCCCUACAGGGGCAUGGUACUCACAGCCGUGGGCAUCAUCCAGGAGGAAGGCUUCCUAAAGCUUUGGCAAGGAGUGACACCCGCCAUUUACAGACACGUAGUGUACUCUGGCGGUCGGAUGGUCACCUACGAGCAUCUCCGAGAGGUCGUGUUUGGCAAAAGUGAAGAUAAGCAUUACCCACUUUGGAAGUCUGUCAUUGGAGGGAUGAUGGCUGGUGUGAUUGGCCAAUUUCUAGCUAACCCAACAGACCUGGUGAAGGUUCAGAUGCAAAUGGAAGGAAAACGGAAACUUGAGGGAAAACCACUGAGAUUCCGUGGAGUGCAUCAUGCAUUUGCAAAAAUCUUAGCUGAAGGAGGAAUCCGUGGGCUGUGGGCUGGCUGGGUUCCCAAUAUACAGAGAGCAGCGCUGGUGAACAUGGGAGAUUUAACCACUUACGAUACAGUGAAACACUACUUAGUGUUGAAUACAUCACUUGAGGAAAAUAUCAUGACUCAUGGCUUGUCCAGUUUAUGUUCUGGGCUGGUAGCUUCUAUUCUUGGAACCCCAGCUGAUGUCAUCAAAAGCCGAAUAAUGAAUCAACCUCGAGACAAACAAGGGAAGGGACUUCUAUAUAAAUCAUCAACUGACUGCUUGAUUCAGGCUGUUCAGGGCGAAGGCUUCCUGAGUCUAUAUAAAGGCUUUUUACCAUCUUGGCUGCGAAUGACCCCUUGGUCAUUGGUGUUCUGGCUUACUUAUGAAAAGAUCAGAGAGAUGAGUGGAGUCAGUCCAUUUUAAGCCGCAGCUUUACUGUGGUCCUCCCCACUGCGGUGUUCAGUAUUAUUGAAAUGGGCGUCGGCAACACCUAGCCCCUAUCAUUUCUACCUCUUUAGGAAGAUAACUUACUCACAGACUGUGAUCUACAGGGGGCGGCACUUUAUUUUUCCCUGGAAACCCAAGACCUCUUUGACUCCUCUUUUUAUCCAAAUGUGAUCACAAGGCUCUGGAGUGACACUCAGCACUGGGUUUCUAAAGAAGAACGGAGUCUGGGCACUUCUGCCCCUUUGACCUGCUGCUCUAUGCUAAGGAGGCUGCUUAGAGGAGGAGAGCCGGAAGGAGCCAGCAUAUGCGAUCUAAGUAGACAGUAGGAAUGUAGAAGAACAUAUCCAUAGCGCUUAAGAAAUACAUCUGACCUGUAUGUAUGUCAGUAUUUAAAACCGAAGCUUGACGAUUCGCUUUUCUGUUGCUAUCCAAGUGUACAUAUUGUAAAUUGAAGGGCAACGAAUGAACAUUCAUGAAUCAAAAUAUUUUUAGUUUCCUUACAGGAAGUUAAUGUACACUUAUGUUCAAGGAAGUUGAUGUACAAUUUCUUACCAGGAGGUUGGAAGAAG
This is a messenger RNA of Dipodomys spectabilis (banner-tailed kangaroo rat), 1700 nucleotides long. It is a transcript of the gene Slc25a27, whose product is annotated as solute carrier family 25 member 27. Bases 136 to 1107 code for a protein of 323 amino acids. Gene Ontology annotation, biological process: response to cold. NCBI's taxonomy places the organism in Eukaryota, Metazoa, Chordata, Mammalia, Rodentia, Heteromyidae. The transcript is spliced from 9 exons. The record is from RefSeq and is a predicted model, not a curated record.